CUCCUCAUCCUUCAAGCCAUGGAACUGGAUAGAGGAUGUAAUGAGUUGAAUCCAGCAAGGCUGGAUCUUAAAGUUGUUCGCUGGAAUGGGCGGAUAGAGGAUGACAGGGCGGAUGUCAGCAAUCCAUGGAGUGUAAAAGUACUCCAAGGUGGGACCCGGCGGCGGUUGAUGAUAAUGAACCCCAUCUGCCUGGGGUAUGGGGUUGUUCCCCAAGAUCUGAUUCGCCGGGGGAACCUGGUGAGGAUUCCCCUAGUGUGGAUUGUGAUCUCCUUCCAUCUCGUACUUGUCCUCGGACUCGCUGCUCAAAUAGCCGUCUAUGCGCUCCUCCGUAGCCAGUCUAGCUCGCUGUUGUCUCUUAAGUUGGCGACAGGUGCGUUCAAGCUCUGAAUCCAACGACAGUAAAUCUCCUGACUGGCUACGGGUCAUGCACUACCUGCACACAGUCAAGCAGCAAAUCCGUGAAGGAACAAGUGGGACAAAGCAAACAAUGCAAAAAGAAAAGCUAAAUUAACAGAAUUCACGUUUCUUCAACAACCUAGCCGUCCCCGGCAAUGGCGCCAAAAACUUGACUCACUCCUACUGUCACUCUAGAAAAUGGCCAGGUGUAACCACUUCAUAAAGUGUAGUAUAGCGGGGUUGGGUUUUAAUGUCAACCCGGGUCCUAGAUGUGAUGACUACUCAGCGAAUUCUUAUUAUUUAGCGGUGAAACUUUAGUGCAGGUUCAAACAAGCAAACAAGCAAGCAAUAAAACGGUUGUUUCAAGUCGAGAGAUGUCACCCGGAUAUGGUUCCCCCUAGACUGUAGUUUAGCCGGAUUGCAAUUUACCAAGUUCAGUUUCUAUGAUAGUUAUACUGCAGGAGGUUCUUAAGCAGUCUGAAGUCUCGACUAAAGGUCUCCAGACCCUCUCAAUCUGAGUCCCCAACGGGCGACUAACCUCCACCGGAGUAAACAGAUUGAGGCCCUAAUGAACCAAACCUCCACUACCAAAGUAAAUUCGGUACAGAAUAGUGAAUUGGCUCCUCGACUAAAGUCGCCAAUUCGCUACCUUCAAUUAAGGGUGCUCUAUCAACCUAGGCAGAUAUUCUCUUUCUAGGUUAAAGCAGCAACAAUAGGAAUUUGAUCAGGAUUCAAGUCAUUCAAUCAUUCAAGCCUCAAUUGAAUAUAAUCAAAUCAUAAAAUCUGUAUUUGGGUUCAUACAAUCAGACCUCACAUACAAAUCUUGGGUUCUCCAUACCCAGAUGAAUAAGAAAACUACUCCAUGGAGAGAGAAGCAAAAGCAGAUUCAGAUGCGGAAACCAUACUGUGAAGGAUGGGUUUCUGCUCCUGGUCGUCAAUCGGCACUUCUCCAAGCUCAAGCCGGCCUCCAAUGGCGAUGAAGAUCAAGCUAGGGCACUUGGGAACUCUGGUUCGUCACUUUCUCUCUAAAACUCGGAAUCCCUUCUCCUUUGGCUCAAAUUUGCCUAAAAGGCCGACCCUGGGCAAAACACGGUCGAGGGCACGACCGUGUUUUGCAUUAGGCUAGCCCGUGUUUUUCUUUUCCAUCAGUUCAGCUCUCGGCAAUAAAAACACUGUCCUUCCUGUUUGUGUACACGGACGUGUUUUGGUUUAGGCUAGCCCGUGCUUUGGCCCCAUCUCGACCGAAUGACUUCCAAAUGCCCCGAAACUCGUGCUUAGCCUUUCCUUCGACGUCUGGGACCUGAAAUAUGACAAAGUAGCACAACCCGGCGUGAGACGGGCCAAAAAUACACGACUACUCGCCGCAAAUGGAUAAGAACUAAGGGUGCAAACAUGUGAAAAUACAUCGCUAUCAACACUACAAAAUUCGGAUUUGCAUACACUACUCAACAAUCCCUAAUACAAUGGGCUAAGUUUUGAUUUGUAUCCAAGCUUGGCCCAUCACAAGGAAGCCCAGAUCAGCAGCAUGCAAAACAAAGAAGAAAUGAAAAUCAGCCCAGUUUCAGUCCAUAGUUCAAAGACAGAUCAAGCCCAGAGCUAGGCCCAAAUUCAAAUAUGUCCAAGCCUACUUCAGCCGAGACGAAGAAGAGCACUCCAGGCCCAAUUCGGCCAAUAAGUUGAAGCUGGAGGGACUGGCCCAAACUUGGUUCAAUCUUAUCCAACAUCUGUCCUUACCAGUCAGAACCGACUAAGCAAGGUGGAGGCUUCAGAAGCAGCGUUGAGGAUCAACCAAUCUAAGAGAAGCAUGUCAUGCUCAUCAUCAAUCACAGCAUGACACGUGGCACGCAAUUCUUACUAUAAAUGAGCUCUUUGGGC
Molecule: messenger RNA, 2271 nt
Organism: Linum trigynum
Lineage: Eukaryota; Viridiplantae; Streptophyta; Magnoliopsida; Malpighiales; Linaceae
Source: the annotation of a GenBank genome assembly